AUGGAGAAAAAGAAAUACGAAUGGGAACAGCCACAAGGUCGAUCGAUGGUCCAGUGGUAUAGCUCUUGUGCUCUUCUGUCUCGGAAGAAGGAUGCGAAGGAAGGGGGCUCGGUGUGGCUAAGGGUUUCGAAGGGAAGGAGGCGAGAAAAGAGUUCAGACGAGAAGCACGACGUCACAGGUGGUUCGGUGGCGUUUGCUUUAACGGGGGUGGUGAUGGCAUCGGGUGGUGAUGACGGAGCUGUGAUGGGGGAGGCGGAGGAGCUGCCACAGUCGACUGUGGUGGCUCUCUUCGCCAGAGAAGUGAGAAACGAGGGAGAGAGACGAGUUGGAGAUGAAAGGGAGGUCGGGGAAGAGAUUUCGACGACAUCAGUUGUGGUGGGUGGAGGUUUGCAUCGGCGAUGGGUGGCAGUCGACUUUUGGUUUUCUUGCUUGCUCUAG
This is a messenger RNA of Lactuca virosa, 438 nucleotides long. Lineage: Eukaryota; Viridiplantae; Streptophyta; Magnoliopsida; Asterales; Asteraceae. The record is from the annotation of a GenBank genome assembly.